CAGACCCUAUGUAGACUGAAUGAUCUCUCUAUAUUCAUACAUAGCCCUUUCAACUCAAGAUCAAUUUGCUAAUAUAAAUAUACCCAACUUAUUAAACACAAAUUAAAUCGUAUCACAUCGAACAAUCGGCGGCUCCAUAAAUUUCCUUCGUGGCAGUGAUAUCACUCAUUAUCGAUAAGCUCCCAAGCCCAUAAAGUGUUGAUUUUCAGGAAUCCGCCGCCUGGACAUAAAAGGAUCCCAGCCUUUUGUGACACUUGAAAAGCUAAGGGCAGGCUAACAAUCGCGCUUCUACGUCUUCCGAACCGCGCCAGUCCCACAGCAUUUUCUUUAACAUACUUAUCAUUAUCCCCAGCCAACUUUAAAGAACUUUAAAUAGCAUCAUGGUAUGUGGAGUUAUUAUUGUCCCAUCUUCUUGCACUUUGCUAAUAUAUGAGUUUAGGGUAAACGCAAGGCAGCAAAGAAGCCUCAGGGCCCAAAAAAGGUACAUCCAUCUUUAGCUACUUUCCUCAUUAUCUUGAACCAGCGACAUACAUGUACUGACAAUUUUGUGUAGAAAGAAGUUUUGAGCACCACCUUCCCCUGCUUAUUCUGCAAUCACGAAAACUCGGUGAUUGUCAAAAUUGACAAGAAAGUCGGUGUCGGUCAACUUUCCUGCAAAGUAUGCGACCAAAAGUUUCAAUGCGCCAUCAACUGUGAGUUUCCUGCAACAAAGAAAGUUGGGGCAGAGGACAAUUUGAAGCUAAUUGCGGCCCCAUACAGAUCUGUCGGCUUCCGUGGAUGUUUAUGCCGAUUGGGUUGAUGCUUGCGAUGCAGUUGCGAAAGAAGGAGAUGACGGGGGAGAUUUUGCCCCCGAACGCGCACCUGCUCGACGUCAAUCUGGUGCUGCUGCCAAAGGCGAUGAAGACGACGACGAAAACGACGACGACAUAAUGGGGGACGAGGAUGGCAUGGGUGGCUAUGGCGGCGAUGGAAUCGUUGCAGACGACGAAUACUAAGCUUGAGGUUUUCAGCUUGGGUUGUGAUAAAUUUUAUUGUUUGGAGUUUUGGGACCCUCACGGUUGGCGAACUUUCAUAUAUAUAGCCUUGGGCUGCGAGUGACAAUGGGUCAAAUCAUCCUAUCUAUCCUUGGCUACGAAUCAUAUUGGUUCAAGUGACACAGAUCAAUGGGACACCAGCAUAAACUGUUAUUUGGCUAGAUUUUUAAAAUAUUAAGAGGAUAU
Molecule: messenger RNA, 1220 nt
Organism: Sclerotinia trifoliorum
Lineage: Eukaryota; Fungi; Ascomycota; Leotiomycetes; Helotiales; Sclerotiniaceae
Source: the annotation of a GenBank genome assembly